This is a messenger RNA of Thyridium curvatum, 2325 nucleotides long. RefSeq lists its product as uncharacterized. The transcript is spliced from 5 exons. The record is from RefSeq and is a predicted model, not a curated record. NCBI's taxonomy places the organism in Eukaryota, Fungi, Ascomycota, Sordariomycetes, Thyridiales, Thyridiaceae. Gene Ontology annotation, molecular function: ATP-dependent protein folding chaperone; ATP binding. Gene Ontology annotation, biological process: protein folding. Gene Ontology annotation, cellular component: nucleus; cytosol. The coding region runs from base 1 to 2325 and encodes 774 amino acids.
AUGAGCGUCGUGGGUGUCGAUUUCGGAACCCUCAACACGGUCGUUGCCGUUGCGAGAAAUCGUGGUGUCGAUGUUAUCACAAAUGAGGUUUCCAACCGAGCAACACCUUCCCUCGUUGGCUUUGGGCCCAAGUGCCGCUACCUCGGCGAGGCCGCAAAGACCCAGGAAAUCUCCAACCUCAAGAACACCGUCAGCUCCCUGAAGCGACUCGCCGGCCGAUCGUUCAAGGACCCCGAUGUCCAGAUUGAGCAGCAGUUCGUCUCUGCCCCCCUCGUCGACAUCAACGGCCAGGUCGGUGCCGAGGUCUCGUACCUUGGCAAGAAGGAGAGGUUUACCGCCACUCAGCUGGUUGCCAUGCUGCUGAGCAAGAUCAAGCAGACCACCGCCAACGAGAUCAAGCUCCCUGUCUCGGACAUCGUCAUGAGCGUCCCCGCCUGGUACACCGAUGUCCAGCGCCGCGCUCUCAUCGAUGCCGCCGAGAUCGCCGGUCUGAAGCUUCUCCGCCUCAUCAACGACACCACUGCCGCCGCCCUCGGCUACGGUAUCACCAAGCUCGACCUCCCUGCCGCCGACGAGAAGCCCCGUCGCGUUGCCUUUGUCGACAUUGGCCACAGCGACUAUGCCUGCAGCAUUGUCGAGUACAAGAAGGGCGAGCUCGCCAUCAAGGGCACUGCCUGCGACCGUCAUUUCGGCGGCCGCAACUUCGACAAGGCCAUCGUCGACCAUCUCCAGAAGGAGUUCAUCGGCAAGUACAAGAUUGACAUCUCGACCAACCCCAAGGCCAUGACUCGAGUCGCCGCCGCUACCGAGAAGCUCAAGAAGAUCCUGUCUGCCAACCAGCAGGCCCCCCUCAACAUCGAGUCUCUGAUGAACGACAUCGAUGUCCGCGCCAUGAUCACCAGGCAAGAAUUCGAGGCCAUGGUUGAGCCUCUGCUGAGCCGCGUCCACAUUCCUCUGGAGCAGGCUCUCGCCGAUGCCAAGCUCACCAAGGAUGAUAUCGAUGUCGUCGAGAUCGUCGGUGGUGGCUCCCGUGUCCCCGCCAUCAAGGAUCGCGUCCAGGCCUUCUUCGGCAAGCCCCUGUCCUUCACCCUGAACCAGGACGAGGCCGUCGCUCGUGGCUGCGCCUUCAGCUGUGCCAUUCUGUCUCCCGUCUUCAAGGUCAGGGACUUUGCUGUCCAGGACAUCAUCAGCUACCCCAUCGAGUUCGCGUGGGAGAAGGCCCCCGAUAUUCCGGACGAGGACACCAGCCUCGUUGUCUUUAACAAGGGCAACAUCAUGCCCUCCACCAAGAUCCUCACCUUCUACCGGAAACAGCCUUUCGACCUCGAGGCCCGCUACUGCAAGCCCGAGGACCUUCCCGGCAAGACCAACCCCUGGAUCGGUCGCUUCUCUGUCAAGGGUGUUAAGCCCACCGCGGCACAGGACGACUUCAUGAUCUGCAAGCUCAAGGCCCGUGUUAACAUCCACGGCGUCCUGAAUGUGGAGAGCGGCUACUACGUCGAGGACCAGGAGGUCGAGGAGGAGAUCAAGGACGACGAGGAGAAGAAGGACGGUGAUGUGAGUGUAUACAAAUCCCCUUUUGUCGAGUCUUCACCGUCGAUCGAACAUUUCGAGUCGUCUUCCAUUCCUGCGAAACGUCCACGGCUUGACCCACAGCCCUCUGGAGAAGCGUCGCGCUUUCAUUUCUAUGACGUCCCCGAUGAGAACUCGAGACUAACUACUAUCAAGGCCAUGGACACCGACAACAAGGACGAGAAGCCCAAGACCCGCAAGGUUAAGAAGCAAGUACGGAAGGGUGAGCUGCCCAUCUCGGCUGGUCACACCGGCCUGGAUGUGGAUGCCAAGAACAGCCUCACUGAGAAGGAGGCUUCCAUGGUUAUGGAGGACAAGCUCGUGGCCGACACCGAGGAGAAGAAGAACGAGCUCGAGACCUACAUCUACGAGCUGCGAAACAAGCUCGACGACCAGUACGCCGAAUUUGCCAGCGACGAGGAGAAGGCUAAGAUCCGCUCAAAGCUCGACGCCAGCGAGGACUGGCUUUACGAUGAGGGUGAUGACGCCACCAAGGCUAUCUAUAUCGCCAAGAUGGAAGAGCUCCGGGCUCUGGCAGGCCCGGUCGUCCAGCGCCACUUCGAGAAGGUCGAGGCCGAGCGCCAGGCUCUGCAGGCCAAGCUCGAGCAGGAGGCUGCGGCCAAGCGGGCUCAAGAGGAGGCCGCUCGCAAGGCCGCCGAGUCCGACAAGGCUGCUCAGGGAGAGAACGCCAAGGACGAGGAGAUGACGGACGCUGACGCCCCGCAGCAGCCCAAGGUCGAGGAGGCCGAUUAG